Messenger RNA from Lymnaea stagnalis (great pond snail), 16282 nucleotides. The record is from the annotation of a GenBank genome assembly. Lineage: Eukaryota; Metazoa; Mollusca; Gastropoda; Lymnaeidae.
CAAGGCCUAAAGGCUGACUCUUUACAACCUUUAGUGCAACAAAAUGAAAAGCUCAUCAAUGCACCUACAUUGGAACAGCUCAUCAAUGCACCUGCCUCUGAACCGCUUGUUGGUGAUGAAAAGGAACUUAAUCAAUCAGGAAAAGCAAAUGAAGCUAAUCUUGUAAUCUUACAUGUCACUAAACAACUUGAGGUUUCCAUAAGUGAGAAAGAUCUUAAGAUGACGCCUCUCAAAACUCAAACGCAGCAUAUUGACUCAACAGCUGUCCUACAGGUAGAGAAGACUUCAGAUGAACUUGAUCUCACAGAGGACCCAUUUAUACCCAAGGCGCAACUUUUUAAUUCACCAUCCUCCAUAGGAAAACUUGAGAGUGCAGAAUCCAAACAAGAUGUUUCAGCACCAGAAGCCCAAUACAACACACCUGUAAAUAACCCUGAUCUUAAUGUUAAGUCAAUAAGGUCUAAAGGGCAGCAUCUCAACUCAUCUCCUACUGAAAACACAGAAGUUUCUAUAGAUGAUCUUAAUGUUGACCAACUCAAAACUGAAGCACAACUUAGCUCAGCUGGAGGAAAAUUUGAUACUGAGUGUAAGGAAGUGAGAAUCACCCUGUGUAGCUCAAGUUCACAAUUACUGAGUUCAUCAGGUAGUGAACAGAAAUCACACUUAAAUGAAAACAGUGACAGGGUUCAAAAUACCUUAGAAGGUUCACUUGUUGAUGAAAUUCAGAAGUUCAGUAUUCAAGACACCAAUACUCCUGUCAAAAAUAUAACCCAGAUACAUGACCCACUGGAAAAUCAGGCUGUUGAAAGUCAGCUGAUAACAGAGAUGAGUUCCUCUGCUUCUAAUAAACUUGAAGUUAAUCAUGUCAUGUACCCAUGUGCUACACAGAAAAUUCAGGAAGAAACUGUCACUUCUUCUACGCCAACUAGCAACUGUCAAGCCCGAGAUGAACAGAUCAUUGCCAAGGGACUAAUGAAAUCAAAAGAUCCUUCUUCAUUAAGCAGUCAAAAAGUUAAAAAUUGCGGAGCCAUUCAACCUGAUAUUGGCAAAAUGUUGGAAGAUAAGAAUGAAAUAGUUAUUGAAGAUCCAAAUAUGAGCAAAAAUUCAGGUGAUCAGAUUUCUACAAAAGCAAGCAUUCUGGCACCAACUCUCCAAACCAAAUCUCCCCAGAUAACAUCUGAUACUAAUAUUUCCAUCAACCCAUUAAAUCUCAAAACUCAGUUGAUAAAUACUCCAAGCGCUAAUAAUCUGACAUCUUGCAAUAGCAAUAAUUCAAAAAGCUCCUAUGAUCAAGAAAAUUAUUUUAGUAUUGAGAGUUCCAAUGCAUCAAGUUUCAAUUUAACCAUUCAAGAAAUUGCCAUGUCUCCUGAAGAUAAGGAUACAGAGCAAAAAGUCUCGAAUGUGGAGCCUUUAAAGGAUGAAAGUGAUAAAGCCCAUGCUCAAGAGGACAUGGUAACAGCAGUUACUGACAAACCAUUUAUUGUAAACCAUGAUAAAGAAUCUUUCCCAAAACAUUCAGCAGCACAUGAAUCAAUUCCAAAUACCCCAAAGAUAAAAACAAGCAGAAAUGAUGAUGUCACUAAAGCUAAAGAUGAAUCAAUUCCAUUUUCACCCCAGGAACCAGAUAUUGCUGAAAAUGAGUUGUUUAUUCCAGCAACAGAAGGUCAGUUCAACUGAGUCAUUUAAUUUUAGCUAAAUCUCUGUGUUAAAUUAUCUUAAUGUAAACAGUAAAGUUGUAAAAAAAAAAUUAAACAAUUAAAUUUCAACUUUGAUGGUAACAUCAGAUAGUAAAAUUAAAAUAUUUGUUAAAACUUUCAAUCCCCUCCACCUCCUUCAGCAUCCAAACCAUCCCCCCCCCCACUCCCCUUUCUUAAAGUUACAGUUUUAAAAGUUUUUGAUAUUACCCAUUAAUGAAUACUAUAUAUUCUGUUUCGUUUAGCCUUUAAUGAUCCUGCAUUCUUUGACAUGCUGGAGCACACAUCCAGUGGUAAGGUAAGAUAAGAUUUUUUUUUUUUACACUUGUAUGUUUUAUGAAGUUUGGUCUGUGCUGAAAACUUGAUAUAAUUACAAGCAAGCUACAACAUGGAACAUAUUCUUUCAGGCACCUAACUCAAAAAGAGGAUCAGUUCUUCUUAAGUUCGAUCCUUUGCAAGACCGCAGAGAUUCUCUUGCUUCCAAGUCAUUAAACACAAGUCCAGGUGGGUCAUUCUCUGUUUUAUAAAAAAAAUUAUUUGACAUUAUGCGGAAACUUGUGUAUCAGUGCAGAUGAAAAUUGUGUAAUGCUUUAAUACUUUUUUAAGGGUGGGUGGAGAAUGUUUUGGAGAUUUGAUAUGUAGUGUUGAUUAGUUUCUCAGACAGACUUGUUCACUCUUAUGAUUUUGAUGUCCAUUACGAUGUUAUGUACAGUUAUAGGGUUUUGAAAAUUUAAUCUAUUUUAAGUUUUGGCUCAUAGAAUGACAACCAGUAUAGAUUAAAACAAUACCAAAGCUAGUGAUACCAUAUCAAUUUGAUUAUACUAUUAAAUUUCUAUGAAAAUACAAAUGUGGGUGAAUUGACAGAGAAAUUCAAUUGAUAGGAGACAUGCAUAAUUAUGUUACGUAGGUACCCGGUACAAAGAGGGAAAGCGGGUAGUGGACUUGACAUAGCAGCGCAAGGUUGAACAUACAGGAGAGGGAAAGGGAGAUGUCUGUCUCGAUCUGUGAUUGAUUGGUUACUUUCAUCAAAUGAUUUUAUAUGUUUAUAACGUCCUAAUCACACCAACCUAAACACAAGUCUUUUUUUCCAAUAGCAAUGUAAACUUAAAUCCAGAAACAUUGAUAUGAGGCUGUCCAAUGAAUCAAACACAUGUUUAGCGCAGCUAACUUUAAGUAGAAAAAUAUAGUUCCACACCAACUGCAAAACAAAAUGCACAUAACCAAAGACAGACCAUCAACACUACGUCACAGCUACGAUAAAAAUAUGUUGCCACAUGUCACAAGCCUUAAUGGCACCAUAAGCAUUCAUUAACAAAACUAACACACACAACACACAGUGCACAAUAAAACACCAUAUUCUGAGUACAGCAAUUACUAAUGAAUAAUGAAUACCCAUACUUAUAUCUCCCCACCUACAUUCCAGAUCUCACAGAGUUAAAUCAAAACCCAUUAACAAAGAUUCACUUAAAGAUAUUUAAUUUGAGACCCUUGGAGAAAAAAAAAAAGGACCUGUCCCCCAAAGAUAUUUAGCAUCCCUGAAAAAUUAAUGGUAUUUAUUCAACGGUGGUGUAAGCCUAAGGCUCACCACAUUCGUUCCAACAAACCAUUCGUACAUCAUUUUACUACAAUGCAUAACAUAAAACAGUUGACGUCAAAAUUCAUAAGGGGCAAUUAAUACAAUUCCUAGAAAUGAAAGUCAAUCUUGCCUCAGUAAAUCCUAUGUAAUAUCUACUUAAUUUAAUGAACUAUUGUCCAAUCCUAGUUCUCAUGUAACAUUAAAUUCAAAAAUAAAAAUUCCUUCUGUCCCCAAUCAAGGCAUUUACAUCCACCUCCUUGAUGUCUUUGUAAACAUAAUUGAGAUUAGCUCAUUCACAUUAUUAAUUUGUUCUUUAAAGCAGUAACACAGCAGAGCUGUUAACAUAAGUAUCAGUGGGAGAUGUCUCACCACAAUAUAAGCAGCAUUUAUUUGCUCUUACUUGAAAAUUUUAUGAAUGGCAAGACAUUUCUUUCGUCGGUAGAUUUAACACCCAUAAACUUACCAAGUCAAUUAUUAUGUGACACUUUCCUGCUGUCGCAACUCAUAGUCUUCGGCUGAGCCAUGGAUAAUGUAUAAAAUUACAGAUUUUAAAAAACAUAAGUAUUCUUAACUGCUCCACACAGCAGUGUAAGAUUUUGACAUAUUUAUAAGAUCUAGUAAUUAGUAAGUGGCUUUUGAAAUCUAUUUUUUGAAGUAACUAAGCCGCUGUACAAAUUUUAAAACCUGUGUUUUGUUCCAGCUCUCCUCUUCCCUGCUACUAAUACAGCUUGCAGUAGUUAUUAGAUUAUAAUAUGUUAACAGAAAAUAAAAUCAGGCUCCUAGGCUUAAUACAGCUUGGCUAACCCACUGCCUGUCAUGUUAAAUAUCGUGGCCAGAUGGAUGUAAUCAUAAAUCCAUUUAUUUUCAUUCUUGGAAUAAACGCAUAAUUGAUAAAUAUAUAUAUUUAUGUAUAUACACAUGCACAAUUUCUGUGUAUGGAACCCUAUUUUUGACGGACUUUUAAAAAAUAAACUGAAAUGAGUAAUACCGGGUACAUUAAAAAACAAUUUUACUAUUUAGUUACUGCUAAAAAUGAGAACCUAAUUUUCCACAAGCAUUCUGAUUAAAUGUAGAAUAAUGCAAAACUAAGUUCAAGUUCAGAUAUGCACAAAAGUGCAUCCCUGCAUUUUGAAUUUAUAAAAUAAUUUCUGGGAAGGGGGCUCAGCCCCAUCACCACUUUUUCUCAGGUGACUUUGGCUGGUGUCCUUGAUUUUUUUCUCCCCCCCCCCCACCCCAUCUUAGUCUAUCAAAGUGGAAAUGACAGAUUUCCUUUUUAUGUGCAAUAAAGCACUAUAUAUAUAAUGUAAGUCACUUCUUUGGGAAGUAAUCUUUAUUAGACAUUCAAUGCGAAUAGUUAUUGUAUACGUUAUAUAGUAUUUUUAUUUAUUUACUUUUAUGUAACCAUACUGUACGAGUUUAAAAUGGUAAAGUACUACUCUGAGAUGCUAUUGUACUAUUUUUGGAGUUCCAGGGUAAACAGGUGUGGUAUCUUAAAUUUUUUUUAAUGCCAUAAUUUUGAAGUUUUUUUUUUUUUUUUUUUAUAGAUACAAUUAUUCAAGGGCAAGCUCAAAAACCUGGACGAAUGUCUGAUGUAUUCAAGGAUUCUAAAUUGGGCAGGUAAGUAAAGUAUUAAGUCUUAAGUUAAUGAAAAAUUUUUUUAAUUUUUUUUUAAUUCCUUAAUUUUGAAGUUUUUUUUUUUUUUUUUAUAGAUACAAUUAUUCAAGGGCAAGCUCAAAAACCUGGACGAAUGUCUGAUGUAUUCAAGGAUUCUAAAUUGGGCAUGUAAGUAAAGUAUUAAGUCUAUAGUCUAUGAAAAAUUAAUGAUACAGUAAGUAUAUCUCAUGUAUUUUAGCAUUUUGAUACUUGACACAAGCAUAAUAGCUUAGAAGGAAGAACAAAGUAUCGUAAAACCAGAGAAAAAAAGGACUUGAAAAAACGUGUCGGCAAUAAGCUUUCUUUAGCGAAAAAACAACCAUAAAAACAAUAUAAAAUUUUGAAUAAAAUAAACACUUAGCUGCAAAGUUGUAUUCGAGACAGCAAGAGGAAUGAGAUAGAACAUAAGUAGGUGAGAAAGCUAAUACAUGCAAAAUGGCAGAAGAAAGGAAAAGUAAGUCCACUGCGAUCAGUCGACACAGAGUGGUUGGGGGGGGGGGGGGAGAAACAUGAAUGAGAACAAAUUUAUGUCCUGUGGGGUCAAGGACCCAAAAGUCUGAAUCAGUUUGUUUUCCCAUAAAUGGCAGAAGAAAGGAAAAGUAAGUCCACUGCGAUCAGUCGACACAGAGUGGUUGGGGGGGGGGGGUGGAGAAACAUGAAUGAGAACAUAUUUAUGUCCUGUGGUGUCAAGGACCCAAAAGUCUGAAUCAGUUUGUUUUCCCAAGAUCACUUAGUUUUGCUUGUUUGUACAAGACACAAUGGUGGUGAUAGCAAAAUCCCUUGUGGUCGCUUCAAUUGAAGUGUUUUGGGAUGGACACUGCUUAUCUUGUGCAAUAUUACUGUUUUCAGUAUAUCUAUCAGAGAGGUGCUGUCCAUUCUUACAUGAUACGCCCUCUGGCAUCGGGUAUAAACAAUGGCUUAACAACAUUGCUGCUAAUACAAAAUACCUUAUCUGAGAACUUCCUUUAGGGAAGGGAAUGUGUUGAGUCUGGAUGACAAAAGGACAAGUUUUGCAAUGGCUGCGUCCACAUGGUAUGAUCUCAAAGUGGGAGGGGGCAGCACUGACUAAACUGCGCACAAAGAGAUCUUGCAGAUUUUAAACACUUUUGAAAACGGGGGGUGGGGGUGGAAUGUUGUGGGUGUAUGGCUCGGUGAGGAGAAUGGCACGGUUUUUGAGAUUGUGGAAUAAGCUUGGUCCUGUCGCCAUUGUUACAAGACCUAAAGGAAUGAGCACAAGUUCCAUUUUUAACCAGUCUGAUGCAAGUACUGUCUCCGAGUAGGACCUACAUAGUCAAUCAUCUCAAGUGCGUUGUCCCAAAAGUCAGACUCUGAGUUGAUGAAGAUGACGUAGUUGAGAAAAGGGAAUAGAAUUCUUACAGGAUUUAGGGUGGGAAGAAGAGUAGAGUAAAUAGUUGUGGCUGUCAGUAGGUUUAAAGUUGGUGAGUUGGAGGUGGAGGUGAGUUGACUGUCUUUGUGAAAGGUGUCCAAAAAGUUAACUGAGAUCUCAGAGAUGAAAGGUGUGAAUUUAAUGGAGGGGUGAAAAAAGCCUACAAAGUUGAAGGAAAGGUACAAUGCACUUAUCUCCAUAGUGGUGACCCCAAUACCAUCAUCAAUGUACCUUUUAUGACGUUCAGGGAGGUGUCCAGUGUAAUUUCUCUCCAGCAUUUGUUCGAAAUGUCCCAUGAAUAAACAAUCGUCCCAUUUUAGUCCCCAUUGCAACACCACUGAUUUUGUUGAAGAAUUGGCUGUUAAACUCAAAUGAGGGUGAGAACAAGUUCAGCCAAUCCAAGGAGGGUGAUAGUAAGUAUAGAUGGACUUUGUUUACUUUUGAGAAAGAACUUGUGAAUCUAAGAAACCAUCAGUAUGAGGGAUAGACGCAUAUAGAGAACAUACAUCAAGCAGAAAUAGAUGUUUCUUCUCAGGAUGGAUGAUGAUAGAUUCAAAAGUUUUCAAAGCAUGGUUGGUGUCUUUGAUAUAAGUGGGCAGUGAUGCUACCAGGCGUUGAAAAACUCCAUCAAGGAAUUCCAAGAUAUGUUCGGUGGGAGAAGAGCAUGCUGAGACGAUGGGUCUACAUCAUUAUUUUUCUUGUGUAUUUGAGAAGUAGAUAGAAACAGGGCUUGUGAAAAGCAGAGGGAGAUUUAAGGAAUGCGGAAAAGUUUUUUUUACCAUGUCUUUGUUUUUAGUACCCGUAAUAGAGUCUGUAAAACUGAGUGUCUUCUAAUUCCCUUUGUGCCUCUUCAACACGUAGAUUUUUGUCACAACGACGGCUCCACCUUUGUCAGCUGGUUUCAUGAUAAAAUCUUUCCAGGUACAUAGCUUAGAGAGUGCCUUCGACUCUUUCAGAAAGAUUAAAAUGGCAGAGUGAAGGCAAAAGGAGAUUCCCCCCUUGUUACCAUUUUACAUAAUAACUUAGAAUUUUUUAUUUUUAAAAAUCCUUAAAAUAUCUCCUUGCUUUAAAAAAUGAGAUUGAAAUGUAAUUUAUUAAUUAAAGAAUGUCAUUGUCUAUGUCAAUAGCUCAUAAAUUUUUACCAUUUGUUUUCACAGAAGCUUUAUUGAUGAAAGUGUCUGUUUGUUUGGUACUCCACCACGUGUCGCACGGAGACGCACACUGACUCGUCGUGUUCACAAUUACAGGGCACAAUCGAUUGAAGAGGAGAAUUCCUCCAAUGAAGUGGAUAUGAUAUUUGGAUUAGACAAUGAGGGUGAUGGCAUGGAUACAGUGAGUAUUCAAUUUUACUGUGCAUAUAUUAAUGUAUUAUUAUUUUUUUAACCUGUAUCUUUUAAGGCUGUUUAGUAAUUUUAAAAUUGUUGUUUUUAGAUCAUUUAUGAUUUGAUGAUAAACUUUUAUACAAGCCGUAAAGGAACACAGAUUUUGAGCAAAUAAAAUCUGAUCUGCCUUUUCCAACAAAAUCUUUUUGUUACCUUGUUGGACAGUUUAUUUUUUAACCAUAAUUUAAAAUAUUUUAAAAAAUUAUCUUUAUUAAUAAAUCAUGAUUAAAUGCACACAGUAAUUCUGAGUAAUAUUACAAAAGUUGAAGUUAGCCGUGGAACUUACAUUAAAAAAAAUGUAUUUCUAACUUUAUUUUACUUAGCCCACGUUUUUUCAGUUUUCAUGCCUUAAGUCUUAGCUUGGAUUUAGAAAAUAAUUGUGCCGGUAAUUAUCAUUUUCUUAACUUUUCUUACAGAUAAUAAAUGAUAACUUACAUCCAAUGAAUGAGGGUCCAAGGCUUGUUGACAUUGGAGAGGUAGGGUUUGUUAUUCUGUUUUUUUUUAAUAAUGCAUAUUCCAUACAUUCCUUAUGAUUUAGUUUAGUAUUGAGAUGAACUGAACUAUAUACAAUCCCCCAUAUAGGCAUAUUUCUGUUUUACGACAGACUCAGUAUGAAGGAAGUAACUCAAGGCCAAGUUAACAGAAUCCAUCCAAUCAGUUUUACUUACACCAUAUCCAACUCUAGCUCAAAAUGUUAUGUUCUACUCUAGGCUCAUCUCUAUAGGGACCCCGAGUGUUUUCCUAGUGAACUGAUUUCACUAAAAGUAUCUUCUCUUGUCCACAUAUAUUUCCACAGCACUAGUGACUUCAUAACUAAUGUGUUCAGUUCACCCCAAUUUAAUUGCUCCCACACAACUUUCAACCAAUGGUCUUCACUCUUAAUUUGAGACAAGAUACUCACCCAUUCAGUUAAUUUUUAACAGAGCUAACUUUCUCUAAUUAAUAAUUAGUUUAAGGACUAAGACCAAUAUUAGACACUGCUUGUCUCAAUAUUGACUCAUGAUUCUAAUGACCUUGUUACAAUCUGUUUCAGUCAUUCUGAAAUGACUUCAUAUUUGCCUCUUAAUAAAUCUGCAGUGUUUCAAAUCUUAGCAUUUUUGUAUUCAAAUUAUAUAUGAGACAUUAUUCUCAAUAAAUGUUUUAUUAUUUUCUUCAAACAAUUUAUAAUCAAUAGAAUAGUUAUGGCUUAGGUUUUAACAUGUUUGAAAUAUUAAAGCAACUCAUUUCCACACAAUACUGCAGCAGAAUGUCGCUUAUCUGAACACAAGGUUUUCAAUUAUCAGAGCCACUACUUCCAUCUCCACUACAAACACUACACCCACAUACAGUUACUCAAUAUGUUUUGUUCAUUAUCAUUUAUGCAUGUUAAAAAUUAUUUCACAGAGAUAUUUCUAACAAGAGUUUUGCAUUGUAUUUUUGUAUCAUUGGGAUAUUUUCAUAUUUUGAUUGCUUCAAUAAAUCCCUAUAUUUUUACUGUGAAUCUCUUGGCUGUUAUUUAGUUGAAUUUUUGUAUCGUUCAUCAUAUUUUUUCUGAAAGAAUCCAUGUUUUUUGCCUGUAACAGAUGCCUGUUUACACAGAAAGUGAUUUGAAACAGAUUCGUGCAGACCUUACAAUGCAUUUUCAAGAAUUGAUGCUGAAAAAGGAUCGUGAAUUCCAGGAAAAGUUAAAAGAACAGGGACAGUUGGCAGAGCUUGAGAAGGAGAAGUUUAAAACUGAAACUAAUGGUCUCAAUCAGAAGAUUAAAUCUCUACAUGGAAAACUGAAAAGUCUUAAGUAUGAGUAUAGAUAUGUUUUAUUUAUUUUUUUUUAAACCUUGCUCUGCUUUGAACCUAUUAUUUGGUUUUAUAAGACCAGGUGUUUUUUUCUGUCAUUUUUCACAAGUAGCCUAAAUAGUCCUCUCCAAGUUAUGAGACAAUUAAUUUGGUUUUAGCUAUGAUCCCAUUAGGUAAACAAAAAAAACACAGAAUAUGUCUCCAUUUCUUAAUAUUUUAUUUUUAAAUGCUUGUAUUUACAGUGAUGUGAUGAAGGGAUACACAGAAAUAAUAUCCCAGCUGACAGGUAAAUGACUUUCUUAAAUGAUAAGCUUUUAAUCCACUAUGUUGUGCUUUAUGUAAGUAAACUUUUUGAUUCCAUGAGUGAUGUUUUUUUGUAUCAGUUAGGUAAUGAAGUAAUAUUUCAAUCUCCUUUUUAUAGACUCAUGAGACAGUGGUUGGGAGGGGUCAAGGACAAAUUUAAAUUCAAAAUAUAAUUUUCUGGUGGUUCUUCUUUUAUUGUGAUGUUUGCAUAUAUAUCAAGCUUCCACAAACCUUGCUCCACUAUUUCCUUCACUUAGCUUAAAUGCCGUCCUUCAUUCGUUAUCCUUUAUAUUAUGGCAAUUGAUAGCUUUCAUUAUUAAUGUCAUUAUAUAUAUUUAAAUUAGCAUAGUCUUUAACAGCUUUAAUUAUUAAAUUUAUUCUGCAGUGGAGAAAGAGAAAGCUCAGCUUGAGGUUGAGAAGGUGACAGUUGAUUUAUCAGAGCUACAAAAGUAUAAUAGCCAGGUAGUAAUCAAAUAUUUAGAAAUAGAUAUUAAAAUUCUCAUUACUUUGAGUAAAAGACUAAACAGUAAACAUUUACAUUAUUACAUUUACAAUUAAUUAUAAGCAAGGCACCCCUUUUUUUUUUUAAUUUAAAGAAGACCUCUUACUUCUCCAAUUCUUGCAGGCAUAAAUAUCAAUACAUAAUACAUCAAUAUCUAUACUUAAAAUACAUUGAAUUAAAAAGAACUCUUUUUGAAUUUUUAAAAAAUUAAUCAAUCUUAAUUGUUCUCCUCUUACACUGUUAAGACAGUUCAGUAUUAUUAACAAUCAAUACAACACACAGGUAAUUGAAGACAACAAGACAUUAGAAAAAUCUUUUGAUGAUCUUUUCCAUCGCUAUGAAAAAUUAAAGCAGACGCUGGAGAAAGCUGCUGAGGUAAGACUUAAUUUUUCAAAUGGACACUAAGUUUUUCAGAUAAACCUCUGAUGGCUCCUAACUGACAUCUAUAGCUUCUUCAGCCAGUUAUUUUUUUUGAAAUUUUGCCACAAAACAGUUGGAACAAUUAAAAUGGCAGUAAUUUGUCUCUUCUUCAUUAGCUACACCAGUAUUAAGGUGUAAUCUUUAUUUUAUAAUUAAAACACUGUAAAUGAAGGGGCUAUAAAUAAUAUCGCUUUAUAAUAAUUGAAGUAAUGAAAAUGUGAGUGUUAAAAAAAUUGUAAUAUGUGAUAGUUUUUUGCUAUUUUUGAAAUGCAAAUGAAGUUUUCAAAUUUAAUACCUGUGUAAUCAGAAUGAGAAGGUUCUCAAGCAAGCUGUUCAAAGUGCUCAAGAGAAGUAUAAAUCUAUCAAAGAAACUGCCAGAAAGAUCAAAGAAGUUGCCGAGGCCAAAAUAGCAGAGUGAGCAUAAUUUUUGUUUCAGCAUCUUUUCACCCUCACAUAAAAACUAUUCAAUAUCUUAUUUAUUUUGAAAUAUCCUCAAAUCAAUGCUCAUGUAAAAAUGUAGCAGAAUAUGAAUUUUAGUAAGGACUUUAUAAAAGAAGCACAAUGUUAAGGGCAUGUUUAUUAUUUCCUUUUAUUUAAGGAAAAAGUGGGGAGAACUAAAUAUUAAUUAUACAGGGUUUCCCCACCCCCAGAGUGUGUGGCAGCAUUUCAGUGAGUUCAAGGAAAGGGAUUGUAAGAACAGAGGAGCUUUUAACUUAUGAAAUAAAUGUAUAUAUAUAUUAAUUUUUUUAUAUUUCUUUAUUUACAUUUUCCUUUAUGUAAAAAGUCACGAGGUUAUUUUUCUAAAUUGUACAGUUCUCUUUGCAAUUCAAUUAAUCAAUUAGCAUUACAUUAUUUUAAAAUGCAUUGUUACCUUGUAGGGGUGCGAGAAUAGUCAUUUGUAGGGGGUGUGGAGUAUAGAAAAGGUUGGGAAACAGAAUUAGAGGAUCCCAUGAAAGUUUAUGUCUUCUAUUUUGAAAGUCUAGAAUUUAUUAAUUACUACACAUACUUCUAGUAUCUAUUCAAACUACUGAAAAUUAUCUGGAAAAAUGUUUAUGUUUUUAUUAAUCAAUAGUAGUGUAAAUUUUAAUCAUAUAAAAUCUUGGUAUUUUAAUUGGCAAUUACUAAAAUUAAUUGUUGAUAUUACUAGAUUCUUUUUUUUUUUUUUGUGUACAUUAAUUAGCUUUACACAAAGCAGACCACUUGCAAACCUAUCAAGUGAACUUCUUGGAAAAAAAAUUAGUUAACCCCUUUGGCGCUUCUAUUAAGUGUCGAUCUACAGUAAUUUAAACAUUUUGUGAAUCAAAACCAACAUAUUUUAAGUCUAAUACGGGUAUGUAUAAGGCAACAGAGCAAAAUUUUGAAUAUCUUCAACAUAAAAAUUUGUAAAGCAGCAAGUUUUCUAACUCAUUAAUAUAUUUGUAGGCAAGAUGAAAAAUAUGAAAAACUGUCCAGCUCUACUAAAUCAGAGUUAACCAGACUUGAAGCCUCUCUGAAAAUGAAAGAUAUGCAGGUGCAAGGACUUGAAAAUACUCUGGAACAAAAGGUAGGUUUGAAUACUGCUGUAGGUAGUUUUUAAGUUUCUCUCUCAUUUUCUUUGAAAAUGUAUUUAUAUUCAAGAAAAAUACUUAAAAUUCCAAUAUGCCUUGACGCCUAUGUCUAUGUGUUUACCAAAAACUUUGUCAAAAUUUAAAUAUCUUUAUGAUGAUCUUGUGGUUCAUUACAAUGUCAAGCCUAGGCAUACAACAUUUUUUAUGGUCAUAUUUAGAUUUUUAACCCACGAACUGUGGCAUGCAUUAUUCUGUGGUGUGGAGCUUUUCAGAGCAUUUUGGGUGACAUUUGAAAUUGCAUUAAAUGACAUAGAAAUCUUGAUACAAUACCCCAAUAAAUUAUUAUUUUUAGAAAGGUAAAUGGAUGGGGAUAAAGUUGGCCAUAUUGCCCACCCUGUAAAAAAAUGUUGCUCAGUGUCCUUGACCUUGGAAUUCUCAAGGGAAAAAAAUCAACAAAAUGUCUUGCUUUCAAGUGCUCAUAACAUCAUUAAUUUUUAUAGAUACACUUAAAACGCAAAUCUAAAUGUAGCCAAUUUAUUUAUCUUUCAGAAAAUGUAUACUUUGCUAAGAUUUUGAUUGCAACUAAACAUCUGAAAGCAAUUUUAGUAAUUUUAGGUCAUUUAUAUAAGAAACUAGUGCCAGACCUGUUUACUCUUACGAUUUUGGCGUACAAUGUACGAUUUUUAGAUGUCUUUUACGAUUGUACGCCAAGACCCCCCAAAACUACGAUUUUCAGAGACCCGGUGGAAAAAAUUUUCCCCCGAUUUAAAAACAUUAAUAAAUUUUCGGGUUUGGACGUUUUAGCCUUCUCUAAUGAAGAUCUGGCAGUGAAUAUGAACGAGAAAAACGAUUGGUUGGAUUUUUUUUUUUUUUAAAGUUGGGACCAUCCUUAUUAUAUUUCGAAAGCACUCAUGGGGACUGGGGGAGGUGGGGUUGUUGAUGACGGAAAUUGUGGCAUACGAGACACGCAUGGGUAGGGGAUUGAUGGGAGUGUCAAAGGAUAUAAAUAAAUAACCCCGACGUAUCGUAUUGACGGGAUCACAGUGAACUAGCUGGCUGCUGCGUCAACAGUAAUAUUUGGAUUGGUGGCCCUAGCGACAACUUCACCCGCCAUCGCCUUUGACUGCUACCAAGCGUGUGACGUAGUUUUGUUACAUAAUUAUUUUGUUCCUCAGAACCGCGGCGAUUGUAAAAAUAGAGAUGGUUUUUAAAAUAAAAUAGAUGAUCCAACUGUUCUGCAGUGGAGCGUUGGAUUUUGGCAUACCGGUAUUUUAUAAGAUCCAGUCAGCGACAUUUACAAAAUAUAUGGAAAUAUUUUGUAGUUUUAUUUAUUUACUAUAGAGAUAUUGUAUUGUACGAUUUUGAGACCAGAUUGUACGAUUUUAGGGGUUUGAGGGUAAACAGGUCUGUAGUGCUAAAACCAAGUAUAAAAUACAAAAUCUCAGCCAAAAUAGUUAUUAUUGACUAGUAAACAUUUAAAAAGGAAUGUGGAACUGAUUUGGUUAGUUUAACUAUAAAAUGUAUUAUUCUGAACUAUAAUCUGUAGAUUCUGUGACUAAAAUUCAGUCAGUCCUUGCCCAACCUCCGGGCCUGGCUUUGAAGUCUAACAGUAGCCUCAGUAGGCCUACUUCAGUAUCACUAUAACUAGUAAAAAAUUCACGAAAAGAAUAAUCUCAACUGAUAUCGUCAUAAGGAAUGUUAAAUCAACAUCAGUAUCACUUAAAACCUCUCCUAAAAAGCUUUCAAACAUAUUUCUAUUAGUUCUUGCACUGGAGACCAAGCCAUAGCAUCAUACAUUUUAGCUUUAAAAAACAGCAAUAUAAAACUCCGAUUAAAAUGUAUUUAUUUUCCCGUUACCAUGAAACAGCUUGAACCAGAAGAUGAUUUAACUAAUAAUAAAAGGAAGUGGCUUUAAUUACGGUUAAAUAUUGGAUUGGAAGUUGCUUUCAGACUGUGUUUUUUAUUGGCCGCCACAGUACAGAACGAGAAUGUCGGCCGAUUUUUUUGGCCGACCACAGUUCGUGGGUUAAAGAAAACAUGCCACUACCAGUUCCUGAAAGUACAUAUUUUUUUUUGUAGAUUGGUAUUUAUUAACUCUCUGCAGUCCGACUAUAGAGAAAAGGUACUUAAAGUACCAUAGAUUUUGUGGGUGGGUUAUUUAUUUUUUAACGUUUUUUUUUUAUUGAAAAAAAAAAUAUUUUUUAUAUUUUAAUAAUUUGUUUCAUUGGUUUAAGUAAAAAAAAAUAAAAAAGUUAAAGUUAGUGAUCUGGUCAGAGCUUAAGUAUGUGUAAUUUGUAAUCAGCAUUUCCAACUUGUUAGACGUUAUUAUAUGAUCGGCAGCAUAAACAAAAAUCUUCUGAAAAUCUGUACAACUAUUUGCAACAUUAUUUUAGUUGAACCCACAUGUUGACAAGCCAAUAUCAGAGAAACAUCUGCUUCUUUUUCUUCAUUAUUAUAUGGCAGUAUCUGGGUUUCACAAGGAAUACCUGUUUUAUUGUGUUUAAAAUAAAUGUUGAAAUGUUCUGCUUGAAAUAAAGAAAUAAAUUAAUGUAUACAUUUUUUUUUAAUUUCAGAGGAAGGAAAACAAAGAAUUGACAGAUUUGUGUGAUUCCUUGAUCAAUAAGGUUUCUUCAAAAUGAUGUUUUAUUACAAUUGCAAUUAUGGUUUAAAAUUGUAUAUUUAUUUCACUCUUUAUUUAAUUUGAAUUUAUCUAAAUAACUGGAUAUACAAAGAAUAAAUCUAGACUAUAUAAAAAAUACUAUAUAUAUAUAUAUAUAUAUAUCAUAUAUAUUAAGCUUCUGGUAGACUGCUUCCUAAUCAGCUAAUUCGGUAUUGAGAGUAUAUUACAAAUAAUUCUAAAUAUUUGAAAGAAAGUAUGGUUCAAUAAUGAGUUUAAUGGCACGCAAAAUAUAAUUCCUGAUAACUACGCUGAAUGUUUGGUUUUUUUUAUUAUGCAACUGCGUUUGGAGCAUAUUUUCUUUUCGGAAAAUUAAAAAUCGUCUCAAUUUAAGUAGGGUGUAAAAAAAAUAAUCUGUUUAAAAGUGGUUGGGACAUCAGAAUAUUUAAUAUAGUUCAUGGGCAUGAAAUAAAAAGUGUGCAGUGGCGUAUCAUGGGGAAGAGAUGUAGUGAAAAUUGGAAUUCUUAAACGUGAGUUUAUUGAGUUCUUGUUUUGUCAAGUAACUUUAGUAGAUGGGAAGUUCACACAUUGCUGUUGCCAAUGUUUAGUGGGGAUAUUUAGCAUAUAUAUAUUGCAGUAGCUUCAUCAUAUUCAUUUUUGAAGCAAACUGUUAGUGUAGUGGAAAAAAAAAUCAAAGAUUUAUUUAUUUCGUAAGUUAUACCCUAUGUCUUUAAUCUAAUAAAGUAGUUUCCAUCUAGUGCGUCACCAAGUAUUACAGGUGGGUCUCAGGAUUUGAUGUUGAUAAUACGUUUUUUAAAAGGCAGUUUAUUUAAAUAGUAAUGAACCUAUGAUAUAAUUCAUAACUUGCUUGUACAUAACAAUUUGGUUGAUCAGUCAUUGCACCAUACUGGAACAGAUGUGUUUUUUUUUCAAUUUUUUGUAUCGUAUCCCUGAAUUUUAUUAAUUUUCUGUUGAAAGAUUUAAAAGGUUGAAAAUGGCUGCUCUGAUACAUAUAAUUUGAAUAUGCAGCUUUCUGGGGGUUUUGUUUUGUAUACCUCAUUGUAAACAAGUCUACCAAAACCGUGUUGUCCUUUUUUGGGAGGGGUGGUUCUGGAAUGGAGAGUUCUAGGUGCAUCAAAAUCAAAUAUAUCAAGAUUGCUUUAUACAAUAUAUUAUUUUUAUAACAAUUCAGCUUUGAAUUGGUAUUCCCAAGUCAUUUAAUUAGACCAAUUCUAUAUGGUCUUAAUUAAUUGUUCAUAUGUCACCGCAAUGUAUUUUUCUGUCAGUUUUGUACAGUUGAACAACAGCACUGCAUUUCAUUAAUUCUUCUAAAUCAUAUCUAUUUAUAGAUUCAAAAUUUUCAAGUUGUGCCUUCUGGAUGUCUCAUUGAAAUAUUAGCAUUGUUCAAUUAAGAUGUUAUCGACUACC